AUGGGCAUCGCUGGUUAUCUUGCACUGCCUUGGAAAUGCCUGGUUGUGGUUGCACUAAGACUUCUACUUCUUGUACCUGCAGGAGUGCCAGCUCGAAGUGGGGAAUCUUAUUUGAAGGACAACAUCACCGUCAGACAAGGCGACAGUGCCGUCUUAAAAUGCAAUGUGGACAGCAAGGUAUCAAGGGUAGCAUGGCUGAAUCGAACGACCAUUCUUUUCACAGGAAGUGAAAAAUGGUCCUUGGAUCCCCGCGUGAUUCUUCUGAACAACACAGCCGUCACUGAAUACAGCAUAAAGAUCCAGAACGUGAACUUACAUGAUGAGGGACCGUAUGUUUGCUCCAUCCUGACCAACAAAAAACCUGAAUCCACCAAAGUUCAUCUCAUUGUACAAGUCCCUGCAAGAAUUGUGAACAUAUCCACUGAUGUGACAGUCAAUGAGGGCAGCAAUGUUAGUCUAAUGUGUUUGGCCAUUGGACGACCGGAACCGAAUGUCGUAUGGAAACAUCGUUCUGCAAGUGGGCAUAAAUUCAUUACCGAGGGAGAAUUUGUUGAGAUGACAGCGAUUACCAAAGAGCAGUCAGGAGUGUACGAGUGCAUCUCCUCAAAUGAUAUUUCAGCCCCUGAUGUGAGGACGUUGCAAGUUACAGUCAAUUAUCCUCCAAUCAUCUCCAAAGCCAGGAGCACAGGCACUCCGGUGGGUCAGAGAGGUGUCCUGCAGUGUGAAGCUUCAGCGGUUCCCCUGGCAGAUUUUGAAUGGUACAAAGAAGACCGCAGACUCUUCAAUGGACUUAAUGGUGUUAAAAUUGAAAACAGAGGUAAACAAUCCAGGCUUAUCUUUUUCAACGUCUCUGAGGAGGACUACGGAAACUACACCUGUGUAGCCACGAACAUAUUGGGAAUUACGAAUGCAAGCAUCAUUUUGUACGGCCCAGGAGCGAUACAUGAUGUGAGCCGUGCAGCCCUGUCCAUACCUACUUCACUCUCUUUCCUUGUGACAUUAAUUGCGUUGUCCCUGCACAAGUUUUGA
Messenger RNA from Chanos chanos (milkfish), 1029 nucleotides. It is a transcript of the gene opcml, whose product is annotated as opioid binding protein/cell adhesion molecule-like. NCBI's taxonomy places the organism in Eukaryota, Metazoa, Chordata, Actinopteri, Gonorynchiformes, Chanidae. The transcript has 7 exons. The coding region runs from base 1 to 1029 and encodes 342 amino acids. The record is from RefSeq and is a predicted model, not a curated record.